This is a messenger RNA of Aspergillus saccharolyticus JOP 1030-1, 2313 nucleotides long. RefSeq lists its product as uncharacterized. The coding region runs from base 35 to 1981 and encodes 648 amino acids. Lineage: Eukaryota; Fungi; Ascomycota; Eurotiomycetes; Eurotiales; Aspergillaceae. Gene Ontology annotation, cellular component: nucleus. The transcript has 4 exons. The record is from RefSeq and is a predicted model, not a curated record.
UCACUAUCGACUCGUGCAUGACAGAUAUCCCCCGAUGCCCCGCAUAUAUGGCAAGAAGAAGCAGACGCGACUCUCUUUCGCCCCGAUAGGCUCCUCGCCGACUAAGAACGAGUCCACCUCGGACGGAGAGCGCGAUCGCCGGGCCACACUUCGGUAUUCGCAUCCAUCCCGGCCCGUCAUCCAUACCAGUCGCCCACGGACAGAGACCGCCUCGCUCACGCCGUUUGUCAAGAAGACCGGGAAACCAUUCACGAAUACGCAGACCGCGCCCGAGUCAGUGAAACAACCCGCGCGCAAAUCCUCGCGCAAGAAGGGCAAGGAGCGCGCGACCUCGCCUCCUCCCGUCGUGAAAGCUGAGAUAGUAUCGAAGGAUGAUGAUGAUGAUGAAGAUGAUAGGGUAGAGUCCGCGGUGGAGCGGAAAGCUGUUCGGAAGUCGUCGCGUAAGCAAGGUCCGGAUUAUGCGACCUCUGCUUCGGUGAAGGCUAAGAAGUCUUCAAAAGAUGGGCUUCGUGAGGCGGAUGUGGAAUCGAUGCAACCAGCCGAACCCAGUCAAGAACGUGCAGUCACACCGGAGCAGGAUAGUGAGAGUGAUAUCGAUAUGACCCGCAGCGCGCGCAAACGAUCGGUCCUGACGUCGCAGAAGCGGAAGAGAUCAGAGGAGUCUUCUGAUAGCGAGCCGUCUCUACAAGUCGUCUCAGACGAAAGUGACGGCGAUGAUGUCGUCAGCAGACCUCGUCGAAAGCUAAGGCGGGGCACGGUUGCUCAGCCAGUGGAGGAGGACGACGAAGAUGAGGAGGAUGAUUUACCAACUGUGCCUCGGACACCUAGCCGUGCCAGACACCAGGAUGACCUAGACAUUGAGGAGGACCUUCAGGCUCUACAGGAUUCAGUGGUCAAAGAAAGCAGAACUAGAGGUCGCCUCGCCAACUCAGCUAGGGCCCAACGACAACAACACUUAGAAGCGCUCCGCCGUCGGAGAGCAGGUAAGCUUGAGUCGGACGCGGAAGACUCCCAGGCCGAACCAGAAGAGAACGGAGACGAAGCCGAAGAUGACGAAGAAAACGCAAGCGGAGCGGAAAGUGAAACCGCCGCAGCCAUCAGACACAGAACUCUCAGCAAAAACGAUGACAGCGAUGUGGAAUCGUCCAUUGCAGGCAAUGACGAUUUGGAUCGCUAUGAGGAGGACUUUGUCCUAGAGGACGAAGACGAUCUCCUGGGUGCACCCGCAGGCCUGGAAGAGAUGCCGUUCGAGUUCACCCGCCACGCUUACAAACAGAUGAAGGAUUACUUCCAAGACGCAGUCGAGUGGAUGGUGCACAACCAGCUGAACCCCGCGUUCCCUCGCUCCAGCCCAGUCUACGAACUCGCCUUCAGCAAACUCGAGGAUGAGGUCAAGGGCCGCACGGGGUCACAGCUGGUUUCAUCUGUGUGGACGCCAGAUUUCCGCCGCGCACUGCUGGCACGGCCGCAUCUCGAGGUGACCUCCUACCCAAUUAUAGACAACCACCCGUGCGACGCAUGCAAGCGAUCCGGUCACCCAGCAUCGUUUGACAUCAAGCUCUGGGGCAAACCGUACGCUGUAGAUACACUCGAGCCUCUCGAAGACGAGGACAGUGAGGAUGAUGAGAAUGAAGAAAAAGAAGAAAAGAACGGCCGGGACAGAGACCGUGACGGCCACGUCCUGCCCGACGAGAACACUCGCUUCCUACUUGGACGACACUGCAAAACCAAAGCAAACCUCGCACACACACUGACCCACUGGCGCUUCCGCCUCAACGAGUGGGUGACCGACCACCUCGUCCGCAUGAAAUAUCUAACCGACGACCGCAUCGUCGAACGCAGCCACUGGAGCCAGAAGAAGCAGACCAAGUACGCCAUCAAAGCCAUGGAGAAGAUGGUGCAGGACGGCGAGAUCAAGAAACUCUGGCGGGACUUCCACAUUGAUUUGAGAACGGCCCGCGAAUCGAGUUCCCUGGGAUAGGUCCCAUCGCCAUGGCCGGCGCGUGCGUUGUUGUUGCUUUGGGUUUUGACGGCCAUUGGGGAUUCCGAGGGACUUUUGCAUCCUAGGUUACCGCUCGCUCAGUGCAUUUCCCCCACUGUUUUGGAGCCAGUGGUCUAUACCACCGCAGUAAGAUCUCGGCUCUACAGACUUGACAUUUCUUCCCCUUACUUUCCUUCUUUCUGUUCAUAUUCCAAGUAUGCGUUGCCUGUGACGGGCCUUUUCUCUCCGUCAUCUUCAUGAUACCCUGCUUGCUGUUAUCUUUCCUGCGAAAACAGAAUCAUCUAUGCUAGUAGUCCCUAUCAUCUGCCGGC